Molecule: messenger RNA, 1107 nt
Organism: Annulohypoxylon truncatum
Lineage: Eukaryota; Fungi; Ascomycota; Sordariomycetes; Xylariales; Hypoxylaceae
Product: Clavaminate synthase-like protein
Exons: 4
Coding region: 1-1107 (368 amino acids)
Molecular function (GO): dioxygenase activity
Source: RefSeq, a predicted model, not a curated record
AUGGCCGUCGUCGCUGCUAACAUUCCCCAGGGGAAGACAAGUAUACCAACCUAUAGCCAGAUUCCCGAAACGAAAUAUGAGCUUGACUGGGCGGAUCUUGUAACAUUGGAUCUCUCCCAAUUCGACGAGCCGGGUGGAAAGCAGAAGCUUGCGGCACAACUUUUCGAUGCCAUCCAGAAGAUUGGAUUCUUCUACAUCAUCAAUUUCGGCCUAACUCAAGAACAAGUCGACCGACAGUUCGCUAUUGGAAAGGAGGUAUUCCAACUGCCAACCGAGGAGAAGCUGAAAUAUCGGGCGGACCUUGAGAAUGGGGGCUACAAUGGCUAUAAGCCCCUGGGGCUUCGCCAAGUGAAGCCCGGGGUAUAUGAUAACACCGAGAUCUACAACAUUCCCAAGUUCAUCCCCGCUUUUGAAAGACCACAUCCAGAGGUCAUCAACCAGAACCGAGAUGAGAUAGAAGGUUUCGCUCGACACAUCAACGACGGGAUUGUCAACAAGCUUCUCGUCCUAUUUGCCAUCAUCCUAGAGCUGCCGGAGGACUAUUUCCUACAGCGGCACCGGUACGAGGAGAAGAGCGACUGCCACCUGCGAUACAUGAAGUACCACCACCGCACCGAAGAGCAGAAUCGCAUCCUGGAUAAUGUGUGGGUAAAGGGCCACACCGAUUUCGGCAGUUUAACGCUCCUCUUCAGACAGCCCGUCAGCGCGCUGCAAGUCCGGACCCCCGAGGGAGAGUGGAAAUGGGUGAAACCCUACCCGGAGUCGAUCACGGUGAACCUCGCCGACUCGCUCGAGUUCCUGACCAACGGGUUCCUGAAGAGCAGCAUCCACCGCGUGGUGGCUCCGCCUCCGGACCAGGCGGACAUAGACCGCCUAGGCGUCUUGUACUUCGUGAGGCCGGAGGACAGCCUCGAGUUGCGGCCCGUAGUGAGCGACGUGUUGGCGCGGCUGGGAUAUGAUAAGACGACGGAUGGUAGUGCGGUUGGGAUCACGGCGGGAGAGUGGGUGAAGGCGCGUGUGGCGAGGGGAGUCACUAGAGAUAAGCCGAGGAGUGAUGUGUCUGAGCAGGUCAUCAUCGGUGGCAAAGCGGCCAAGUAUUACGAUUAA